Molecule: messenger RNA, 765 nt
Organism: Bicyclus anynana (squinting bush brown)
Lineage: Eukaryota; Metazoa; Arthropoda; Insecta; Lepidoptera; Nymphalidae
Product: trypsin CFT-1-like
Exons: 4
Coding region: 1-765 (254 amino acids)
Biological process (GO): proteolysis
Molecular function (GO): serine-type endopeptidase activity
Source: RefSeq, a predicted model, not a curated record
AUGUGGAAGUUUCAUAUUUUGUUAGCAGUAUGCCUCUUCACAGCUGAAGCAAUUCCAAAACAUGGAAGGAUUAUUGGUGGGUCGAACGCUCAUAUCAGCCAGUACCCAUUUGCCGCAGCACUACUAAUAUCACGGAAUAACGAAGCUUUCCGACAGGACUGCGGUGGCACAAUCAUAAACAACAGAUCCGUUCUCUCAGCAGCUCACUGUUGGGUGGGCCACAAUGCCGGUUUCCGUGUUCGUGUCGGGUCUACCUAUGGGAACAGUGGCGGUGCUGUUCACAAUGUGCAACAUCACAUAACUCACCCGGAUUAUUUCUUUGAUUGGCAUAACAUACGGAGUGAUAUUGGUAUAGUUCGACUGGCGAGCGCUAUUGCAUUAGGAGGCAAUGUAAGAGCUGCCCCAAUCUCUGGAGCCAACUUCCACAUCGCUGAUAAUACCAACGUAAUGGCAAUCGGAUGGGGCGUAACUGCUCCCGGUGCAGGUCUAUCUGAGAUACUACAACAUAUACAGCUGAGAAUAAUUAACCACGGCACUUGCCAGCGCGCCUUUAAUGCACAUAAUGUGAACGCUAGGACUGUUUGUGCCGGCUGGCAUACCAACGGUCAUGGCAAAUGCAUUGGCGAUUCUGGCGGACCCCUUAUCCACAACGGUGUAAUUAUAGGCGUUUUCUCUUUCCUUGGUUCUGUCUGUGGUGAUGUACGUUGGCCAAAUGUAUACGCUAGAGUCUCUAGCUAUGUUAGCUGGAUUCAAAACAAUGCUUAA